GAGAGAGAGUAGUGAAACAGAGGGAAGGAGAGUGUGAGUGAGAGAGGGGCAGAGAACGAGAGAGGAUAUAUUGAUACAAAGCGGCAGUGGGUUUCUUUUCAGUGUGUGUGAGAGAGACCAUGAGGGAAGACAAGAUGGAGUGCUGGACCAGAUGAAGACUGUCAUUGGUCAUUUCCAGUGGUCCAGAUGAGCGUCUCCAAAGCACCUCCGCCUCACUCCCACUUUUCCCCCAAUAACCCAUCCUCCCAUCUCCCCCUGCCUCCGUCCUCCUCCUCUUUCCCCUCCCCGUCCACCCCUCCCUCCGCAGCGGGCCCCCCCAGCCCCGCUGUGCCACCCCCUCCCUCACCAGUGAAGAUCUCCAUGCAGGAGCACUUUGCCAUCAACGUGUGUCCCGGACCCAUCCUCCCCAUCCCACAGAUCUCCGACUUCUUCCCACGCUUCCAUGAUUUCCCCAUCACGCCCCCUCCACCCCGGAUUAAACAGGUUCUAAAGGACAAAGACAAGGACGGAGUCAGGGAUGAAGAGAGAGACCACAAGAGGGAAAGAGGGCAAGAGGAGAACGGAGAGUUUGUUGACUCUGAUGACGAUGACACUUACCUGGGAACUUUGGAGUUUAAUUUGCUGUUUGACCAAGAAAAUAACUGCUUACACUGCACCAUCCACAAGGCUAAAGGACUGAAGGCCAUGGACUCCAAUGGACUGGCUGAUCCAUAUGUGAAACUUCACCUCCUGCCUGGAGCAAGCAAGGCAAACAAACUGCGCACAAAGACUUUAAAAAACACGCUGAAUCCAGUGUGGAAUGAGACCCUGGUUUAUCACGGCAUUACGGCUGCUGACAUGACCACCAAAACCCUCAGGCUGUGUGUGUGUGAUAUGGAUCGUUUAGGACGGAACGAGUUCAUAGGUGAAGUCAGGGUGGCCCUCAAGAAACUGAAGGAGGGAGACAACAAGAGAUACAACAUGGGCCUUGAGAGAAUUGCACAGACCCGGGAGGGUAGCAGCCAGGCAGUGGAUUCCGGGGCUGUUGUAGCAGAGGAGGAGCGUGGCCGUAUCCUGGUCUCUCUCAUGUACAUCACAGAAAAGAGCUCUCUGGUUGUGGGAAUUAUUCGCUGCGCCCACCUGGCCGCAAUGGAUUCUAAUGGCUACUCGGACCCCUUCGUCAAAAUUGUUUUGCAGCCUGACAUGGGAAAAAAGUCAAAAUACAAGACUUUGGUGAAGAAGAAAACUCUAAACCCAGAGUUUAACGAGGAAUUUUCCUAUGAAGUUCCACAUGAUCAGCUCGCCAAGAAAACCUUGGAGAUCUCAGUCUGGGACUAUGACCUGGGCAUGAGCAAUGACUUCAUAGGUGGAGUUGAAUUGGGAAUUAACGCAAAAGGAGAUAGACUAAAACACUGGUUUGAGUGUCUAAAAUACAAAGGAAAGAAAGUAGAAUAUUGGCACACACUAACACAACAAGGAGCCCCUAGCAGUGACUAACACACAUGCACACACUCAGACAAGCACACACACGCACACGUUUCCUUACCUGCUGAUAAGUAAUACAAAAAAUAAUGAAGUAAUAAUGAUAAAGAAAUGCAAUAAUGCUUAAUCUGGGAGCGAUGGUGACAUUCAAUAUUAAAGAGUGAGAUAAUGCAUAAUAACCUAUUGUACAGAUAAAUGUCAGACCUUCACACAGUCUUUUGUGCUGAGAAAGAGGCAAGUGUGAUCACAGGCCCGGAUUGUGACGCACAACCGUGUGUUGUCAUAUGCAUUGACUUUUUCCAGUCUAUACGUCACUUAUAUGAAAUUGUACCGUGUUGUGACUAUGCCACAGGAGCCCAUGCCAUAUUAUAGUGUUAUUAACUGUUUAUUACAUGUUAGUAACCUUGUAAUAGCAUCCUGGUGUUUGUUACAGUUGGUGGAGCCGUAAUCUUACAUACUGUCAAUGCACAACACAUCCAGCUGACUGUAAAUAUCAAUGUGUAUCUACUGUACGUAUUACCAUUUGCGAUUCAUUUUGUAUGAAAGUUUACAGUCUCUUCCAGUCUGACAAAAACACAGAGCACGAGAAAAGUACAAGAGACAGUUUGCAAAGAAAAAUGGACAAAAACUUUAAAGGAAGAAAGAAACUAUUUAUUUAAAGUUUCACUCAAGAACUUAUCUCUACCUGGAGACUACCAUCUGUCACUCCAUGCAGGACUAUACUGACAGUCACCUCAACAAUCUGCACAACUCUUUUGGGGAAUUCAUUGCAAGUUUGUGUGUGUGUGUGUGUGUGUGUGUGUGUGUGUGUGUGCGUGCGUGCGUGCAUGCAUGUAUCUGUGUGUGAAUGUCUGCCUGUUUUUAUCUCUCUAUAUUUGUGUCUCUGUUGAAUGUUUGUUCAGUCUCGUACAAAAAAGAAGCUCUUAUGCACGUUGACUGACUUUCUCACUUUCUCUCUAGUUUAGAGGUCUAACUGCAAGCACCACAGGUGCCACACGCAAAGGACAGUGCAUACCAAUACAGGGGUUAAAUUGUCAAUGACAGCCUCUGGUAGCCCUCAUGCACAACUGCAGCCCCUUAGGGGUUAAAUUAACAAUCAAACAAAUCGUCUGAAGGAGAAACUACCAAUCGCAGGACAUCUUUGGGUCACAUGAGCGUGCAAGAGCCCAGAAUCACACAAAAAUGGGGUGCUGAGCAAUCAAAGGGCACACUUCUUUUGUAGUCCUGACAGUGUGUUCACAUCAGCCCUGGUUAUACCUUGUAAAAAUGACUGCACAUUUUUUAUUUUAAACAUAUUUAAAGGUGAAGUGUGUAAUUUCAAUGGCAGUAGCAUCACCAUAUGGAAUAGAGUGCAACAGUCAGGUUCCAGAACUAAAAAUCCUAUUCCUAUUCUCCAUAGACUAAUUGAUUUUUAACGAUAACUUAUAAAUCUUUAAAGACAAACCAACCUUGAGCUCCUAGGUUGUUAAUUGAUGUUGCAGUACAUGCUUCUAUUGGCGACACACUGAGCGAAAUUCCUGGUUAAGAACUAGAAUACUCUGGCUUAGAACGCUUUUAUGAAGGAUGGAAAAAAUGAAUGGAGAAAACACUUCAGGAACCAAGGCGGCUAAAAAAAGUAGAUGGGCUCUGUUGCACUCUGUUGCAAAAAUAACUGUUUCUAAAAAGGAUAACCGAACACCAUUAGUCGAACCUUCUUCAAUUGGUUGGAAAAACAAGUAGUAAUGCCCCAAAUGUCAGUUUUCACUUCAGUUUUAUAAAUCAUUGAAUAUCUACAAAAAUGUAAUUAUAAAAAAAAUUUUUUUUUACUUUUAUCCCAGUUCUUCCAUGGCUGCAUUUGUGGCUUAUUGAGUUCUACUGUGUCUUUUUACAGGGAUAGUUCACCAAAUAUUUUAAAUUUGUCAUGGUUUAAUCGUGACUUUCUUACAGUAUGUGGAGUACAAAAGGAAAUGUUAGGCAGAAUGGUAGCCUCAGUCACCAUUCACUUUCAUUGUAUGUGAUAAAGAUAUGGAGAAUGUGAAUGGUGACUGAGGCUGACAUUCUACCGAACUUUCAUUUUUGGGUGAGCUACCCCUUUAAAUUUGAGUUAUGAAAUGAAUAGCUUAAAUGGUGUAUAACUAUAGUAUGUUAUGUUAAGCAGCUGCAUGCCAACUGAAUGUCACAUGCUUUGAUGGACCACUGGUCUGCAGUGCUUAUGUUUGCUUUAAUCUCCAUCAUCAGGCCCAUCUAUGGGUUUUUGUUUUUGCUCAUUGAACUGUGACAAUCCAGGCUACCUUUGAUGAAACAGCGUGGUAUUUAGAUAAUGGACUGGCACCACCUGCCAGCCAAGAUGGGACUCCAGGGAGAGCCUUAAUGAAGGAGGGGUUAAAUUGAAAGAGGAUUUUUCAAGUCUCACUCACGUGUCCUCUGUUGACUGUCUGUGUGGAACAUGAUGUGACUGCCACCGUGUGUCGGUCUUUGUAAUUGCGUCUCAAAAAUAAAUUGGUGCAAAAGUGGCUGUUUAGGGGGUUAUUUUGGAAACAAGAGCGAUGUCAAAUGGUUUUGUGCGUUUGAGUCAUAUGACCAUCUGUGAUAUUGUAAAUAAUCUUUAAUUCAUGAAAUUACUUUUAUUUUUGUGUUGUGACUAAAUGAAACUGCUCUGAAGAGAAUAAACUAUAUUAAAUAACUAAAACAUGUAACACUUGUUUAAGGACAAGCAUGUAUUUAAUGGUUACCGAGAUUGUGCAUGCAUUCUAAUUAUAUGCAUAAUGAGAUGUUACACAAAUGCAUUCAUUGGGUUUGCUUGUGAUUAAUGAUUGAAUGUACAACAGAAUGUUUGAUUGGAUCCAUAUUUUUGUUGAUUUGAUCGAUACUGUGAUGUCUUUUUUCUCCAUCACGUUUUCUCUUUCUCUAUCUCUCUUAUAACGGAUUAACAAUCCUUCCAAUGAAAAGCGGA
Molecule: messenger RNA, 4393 nt
Organism: Myxocyprinus asiaticus (Chinese sucker)
Lineage: Eukaryota; Metazoa; Chordata; Actinopteri; Cypriniformes; Catostomidae
Product: double C2-like domain-containing protein beta
Exons: 11
Coding region: 187-1476 (429 amino acids)
Cellular component (GO): membrane
Source: RefSeq, a predicted model, not a curated record